AUGAACUUACUCCCUUGGGUGUCCUUGUUCUUCAGCACCCUUUUGGCAUCCACGGUAGUUGCUGUUCCAUCACCAACUACUGAUAAAAGGGCUUCCAGUCCCUUUGUAACCACUAGUGGCUCUGGCUUUGUGGUGAAUGGAAGUGCGCUCAAGUACAUCGGUACUAACGCUUAUUGGCUUCCUACGCUAAACACGAACGAAGACAUAUGGAACACGCUUACGAACAUAUCAGCUCUCGGCAUCAAGGUCAUCAGGUUAUGGGCAUUCAAUGAUGUGGACACUAUUCCCGUAAAUGGUACUUGGUUCCAGCUUGUCCACAAUAGCACCGUCACCGUCAACACUGGACCAAAUGGCCUCCAAAAGCUUGACACAGUCAUCCAAAUGGCCGAGCAGCACGGUCUAUACGUCAUUCUAUCUCUUACGAACAACUGGUACCCUCUGCCACUCUUGAACUCAACAGUCCCUCCUGUCAACAGCACCGCCUUUGAUGUCACGCCGGGCACGAACAACACCCUUCCUCGCAACUAUCUAUCUAAUAAUUACGGUGGCAUGGAUCUAUAUGUUCGCCAAUUCGGCCUCCAAACUCAUGACCAGUUCUAUACCAAUCCGUCGAUAUUAACGUCUUUCAUGAAUUACACGACGCAAGUGGUCUCCCGCUACGUGAAUAGUCCAUCGGUCUUCAGUUAUGAAUUGGCUAAUGACGCCAGAUGCAACUCCACCGUACCAGCAUCUGCUACCUGCACGACAGAAACGAUCACGACCUGGCAUGCGACAGUAGCCUCGCACAUCCGCAGCAUUGAUCCAAACCACCUCAUCUCCUCGGGGGUUGGAGGAUACAUGUGUACAGACUGUCCAAAAUUAUACCCUCUGACACCAGCACCAGCACCUCCUGCAACAUCACCGGCCCCCGCAAAAAAGAAGCGCAGCAGCCCAGCAAAACCCGUGACCAAGGAGCAAAUUCUCAAAGAACGAGCUGAGAGGAGGCGCCGCAACAGAGAAGCUGCGAAACGUGCGGGGACUCUGGUGGAAGACGGUGUGCGAGUCAGAGGACGAUGGGUUUCGACUGCUACGAAGAGGCAGGAAACUCCGACUUUGGGGUCAAAUUAUGACGGCGCAUACGGCGUCGACAGCCAAGAUAUCUCCAACAUUCCAGAUAUUGGUUUCUCGUCCUUCCAACUAUUCCCUGACCAGCAAUCGUAUGGUCCUGAUGACCCGAACAUCGCGCCUUGGCAAAACGUAGAGCAAAACGGUGCCCAGUGGAUCACCAACCAGGCCCAAAGUGCUGCUGCCGUCGGAAAACCUGCGAUACUCACUGGCUUUGGUCUGGUCACGCAAUCCAAUGCUCCUAGCUUCGUGCCGUUCAACUCUACGGUUGCUCCAUUUGCUGCUGACAAUCCGAAUGCCAGCACAACCUAUGGUGUGACCAGUCAACAGCAAGCAGAUACUUACACGACAUGGCUUAACACUGGUAUUGCUGCCGGACUCAACGGAAUAAUCCAGUACCAGUGGGGUCAGUCCAACCUUACGGCUGAACCGGGUACCACCAUCCUCCCUCCUACUACCACUGGCCAGCAGCCUACGCCCAGUAGUCCAGGAGAGACGCCCACUCCCCAACAAACGACUGGCGAGUCCCCCAAUGAUGGUUACUCUACUACCGGCUCCACUACUGUUCAGCAAAUCCUUGGGUCUGCGGCUCAGUCGAUCGCCGCGGACUGA
This is a messenger RNA of Suillus clintonianus, 1716 nucleotides long. Its product is annotated as glycoside hydrolase family 5 protein. Lineage: Eukaryota; Fungi; Basidiomycota; Agaricomycetes; Boletales; Suillaceae. The transcript is spliced from 11 exons. Gene Ontology annotation, molecular function: hydrolase activity, hydrolyzing O-glycosyl compounds. Bases 1 to 1716 code for a protein of 571 amino acids. The record is from RefSeq and is a predicted model, not a curated record.